GCCUCUGUGGUCCAGCUGAUGCUGACGCGCGCGCAGAAAGAGCUGCUCCUGACAACGGCUUUGGACUGAUGUUACAGAACCGCACGUGUAUUAUCGUAUAUUUACGAGGGGGAUAAAGAUGACGAGAGGCAGCAGUUGAUUUAAGGCCCGGUCCUUUUGCAGAAGAUGUUGCAGGGACCCCAUGCGGCGGGGCCCGACAGGCCGCUGUUGUUGAGGAUUUCCUUCAGGUCUUGUGUUGUGGGGACCCUGUGCCUGCCUCUGCUGGGACUGCUCUCCUGUGUCUUCAUCUCCUCUGUGUACCACUUUGAGGAUGCCACAGGAACACACUGCCACGUUGCUAACUACCUGCCAUCCAUAAGUGCCUCCAUCAGCUUGAGCCCGGAGUGCCACAUUUGGAGGGCCUGUAUCGGUUUGCACUGGGCCCCCCGUGUCCUGGUGGAGUACAGUUACUCCAAACUGUACAGGGGUCGCUUUGGGGCCCGAUCAGUGGAGAGGUCCCUGAGUGCCCUCUGCCUUCUCUUUUCUGUGUUUGAGAACAUGGGCCUGCUGCUGCUCACCUCUGUCUCCUCCACUGAGGCCUACGCCGUGCAUAAGACUGGUUUCCUGCUGUUCAUUGGCAGCUCUCUUGUGUACAUGCUCAUAACCUGCCGUUUGUGGAGUGCUAUAAAGAAACAGACCUUUAGCCCUGAGGAUGCCAGAUCUCAUCGCUGGAAGAAACGCCUGUUAUUCGCUUGCUCCUUCUUCUGCGGUUUUGCCGGGUUCUUCUACUGGAAGCACAACAUGUACUGUCAAUCUGGAGCAUACACGAUGUUUGCCCUCUUCGAGUAUCUCCUGGUCUUCUCCAACAUGGCGUUCCACCUCACAGCAGUGUGGGACUUCAGAGGCAGGGACAUAGUGGUUGUGUCUUUAGAGGAUAAACACUUCUGACUAGACUCUCCGCAAGCCCACCCAAACAGCAGCAACCCUGGGGACGAGUCGGACACAGCAGCAGCACAGGAAGACUGGGACGGCCUGUUCCACAUAUUUCCAUGAUGCCAAUUGUAAUAUGUACAUGCACAAAGACACUGCCAAUGCCGUUUGUGGUAAAAAGUAAAGUGUUUUUAAAUGUU
Molecule: messenger RNA, 1109 nt
Organism: Periophthalmus magnuspinnatus
Lineage: Eukaryota; Metazoa; Chordata; Actinopteri; Gobiiformes; Gobiidae
Product: post-GPI attachment to proteins factor 2-like
Exons: 6
Coding region: 166-927 (253 amino acids)
Biological process (GO): GPI anchor biosynthetic process
Cellular component (GO): endoplasmic reticulum membrane; Golgi membrane
Source: RefSeq, a predicted model, not a curated record